AUUUGGCAACUUCUGGACUUAUCCCGUCGCACCUGUGGGGGUCAAUUCCGCCACCUCAUAUCCACUCCAGCCAGUCCAGUCGACCGACCACUAUGUUCGCCCGCAUCAGCUCCACGGCGGUCCGCCGCACUGCCGCCACGCAAACCCGAGGCUUCCGCAAGGGUAACCCCACCAAGUUCACGGAGAACAAGGCAGACACCGGCUUCAACGCUGUGCUCAACGCCGACAACUCCAAGCACACUAGCAAGGUGAUGCACUACACGAGCUACGGUCUGUUGGCGUUGGUCCCUGCUGCCGUGGUGCUCAGCCCAUCCGCGUUGAACGUGCCGGUCGACUACUUGCUUGCCGUGCUUGUCCCCGUGCACAGCCACAUUGGGAUCAACAAUGUCGUGUCCGACUAUGUGCCCAAGAACUUCAAAACGUUGGCCCGUGCUGGCGUCCUUGGCGCGUCCAUCGUCACCUUCCUCGGCCUCAUUACCCUCAACGUCACAGGCGCUGGCGUCACCGAGACUGUUAAGUCCCUGUGGCGUGAACCUCCUUCCAAGGAAGUCUCGCAUUAAUCGUGACACUGAGCAUCCCCGUGCGACCAGAAUUGACACAAUCAAAUUGUUGAAAUUUUCACGAAAUUAUUACCAAAGAUUUGCUAAUUUCGACGGAUGUUUCAACCGGAAGUUUCAUCGAU
Molecule: messenger RNA, 682 nt
Organism: Aphanomyces astaci
Lineage: Eukaryota; Oomycota; Saprolegniomycetes; Saprolegniales; Verrucalvaceae
Exons: 3
Coding region: 93-560 (155 amino acids)
Biological process (GO): tricarboxylic acid cycle; mitochondrial electron transport, succinate to ubiquinone
Cellular component (GO): mitochondrial envelope; membrane
Molecular function (GO): ubiquinone binding; heme binding
Source: RefSeq, a predicted model, not a curated record